Molecule: messenger RNA, 1882 nt
Organism: Solanum stenotomum
Lineage: Eukaryota; Viridiplantae; Streptophyta; Magnoliopsida; Solanales; Solanaceae
Product: protein SUPPRESSOR OF GENE SILENCING 3-like
Exons: 1
Coding region: 1-1722 (573 amino acids)
Biological process (GO): regulatory ncRNA-mediated gene silencing; defense response to virus
Source: RefSeq, a predicted model, not a curated record
AUGAGUUCCAGCAGCAAUAAAGGAGUUGGAAGGCCUGGUAAUGAAUCAGCAAAGCAGAAAACUACCUCCGAAACAUUUGGGGUUGAUGAGAUAAAUGUAGGUGUUGGAGAUUUGGGCGUCAAAUCUGAUCAAAAUGAUGGAUGGCUUGUGUGUGCUAGGGAAUCCAAGAACAAUGAAGGAAGUAGCAGUGCUGGGAAGAAGCAAUGGAUUCCUCAGAAUCCCACUUCAAAAUCUUGGGGUCAUCCAGAUGUUAUUCAGAAAUUGGGAAUGCGUAGCAAUGUUGAAUCAUCCAAUUCCCCCGUUUCUGAUGAUGAUGUUAUGGCCCGUGAAUCUGAUAGGGCGGAUGAUGAAUUAGAUUUGCCUGAUGAUGACAGUAAUGAAGCUGAAUUUCUGAGUAGUGAUGACUUAGAUGAUCACUCAGAUGUGAAAGAAAUGAGUUUUGAGGAGCGCAAGAAAAGUCGUUGGUUUAAGAAGCUUUUUGAAUGUCUCAACAAGUUGACUAUUACUAAGAUUAAUGAUCCUGAACGACAGUGGCACUGCCCUGCCUGCAAAGGUGGUCCAGGUGAAAUGAUGUGGUUUACAGGGUUGCAAUCAUUGGUGCUCCACACAAAAACGAAAGGUGGAUCAAGGAUUAAAUUACACAGAGAGCUCGCUCAACUUUUGGAGGAGGAGCUGCGUCUGAGAGGAACUACUGUGGUUCCUGCAAGUGAGAUGUAUGGACAAUGGGAUGGUGUUGAAUAUGAAGAUAAGGAAAUUUUGUGGCCACCGAUGGUGAUUAUCAUUAACACGGCGCUUGCGAAAGAUGACAAUGAAAAGUGGAUUGGAAUGGGAAAUCAGGAGCUACGCGAGUAUUUCAGCUCUUGCACUCUUAUCAACUCUGUUCGACAUUCAUAUGGUCCACAAGGCCAUCGUGGCAUCAGUGUAUUGAUCUUUGAGGCCACUGCUAUGGGAUACAUACAGGCUCAGGUUCUCUGUGAACAGUUUUCUGUAAAAGGAAGAGAUAAGGAUGCGUGGGAACGCAAUCCAGUUCGCUUUUAUCCCGGGGGAAUACGUAAGCUUUAUGGUUACAUGGCAGAGGUAAAAGACAUGGAAAACUUCAACCAACAUUCACAUGGAAAAGCAAGGUUGAAGUUCCAGAUGAAAUCAUAUAAUGAAACUGUUCGAGAUCCAGCGAUGCAGAUGUCGGAGGAUAAUCAACAGCUUGUAUGGUUCAAGACAGAAGCUGCUAAGAACAAAAAAUUAUCUAAAGCUCUUGAGGAGACUCUUACUCUGGUGAGUGAAAAGCACCGUCAGACAAUGGAAGAGAACAAGAUCAUUAGGAUGAAAAUGAAGAUGCACUGUGAACAGAACAAGGAAGAGAUGGAGUCUCAACAGAACUUUUUUAAGGAUCAAAUUAACAUGUUUCUCAAUGCUGCGACUGCUGAGGUGGACAAAUCCGAGAAGAUACAACAGGAACGUUGUGAUAUUUUCCAACAAUCUUUUGCAAAUGCUUUCCCAACGAUUGAGGAUCAUCGAGUUAGGGCAGAGAAAGCUGAGAAUUUUGUCAAACUUCAGGACAAAGACAUGGAGGAGUUUGUAGCUGAGAGGGAAAAUCUGAUUAGAGCUCAUGAAGAGAGGAGACACAAACUCUUGAAAGAGGCAAUUGCAAUUGAGAAGAGAUUCGACUUCGAACUGGCUAAGCUUGUGGAGAAGUUCUACUCAAAGCAAUCUAAGCAGGUUUAGAGUAUAUUUCAGCAUUAAAUUUCUUAUCAUGUGUUAUGCUGAUGCUAAAGAAAUAAUUUUAGUACCUAUAUAAAAUCUAUCAAUUAAUAGAUGCCUUGAACUUAUGAUGUUUUAUUUGUUUUUGGGUUUUGAAAUCUGUAUGUCACCUUAUUAUGAUCAC